AUGUCCUCUCUCGAUGUGUCGAGUGUUUUGGGCGAAUACAUGCUGAAAGGAUGGGUUCUAACAGACCGAACUUGUCCCUCCGCUGGUUGCAGUGUGCCGCUAAUGCGUUCACCGAGUGCACGGUCCCCUGUUGUCUUCUUUUGCGCCAGCUGUGAUGGCCCUCCAGAAGGAUCUUCUUCUUCGUCGUCCAAAACAGCCCGACCGCAACCAGAACCCUCCAGUGCAUCAUCCAGUUCCCAUCUCUCUCGAUCAUCCACUCCUCCAACUGAAGUUUCGGAGGCCUCGGAGUUUGUAUUGCCACCGGAAAGUGAACAAAGCCGGCGUCGCAGAGAGCAGUCCGAUCUGGCCAGUUCUGCCAUCGGUGAAAGGUUGCUGAAAGGUUGGGCUAUGCUUGCAGAAGAGUGUCCCUCCCCAACGUGUUUUGGUGUACCACUUGUCCGUCCUCCCAAGGCCGGUGGCGACAAAGAUCAUCGCAAAGAAUGCGUCGUUUGCAGGACAGUUUACAUCACAGAAGUGGAUUCUGUGGGCCGCGAUAUUCUCGUGCCCGAAAGGCCAGCGCCAGCGUCUAUUGUUGAACCACCUCCAGCCAUCGCAUCGGUUCUGGUCCAACCACCCACAGUCCCUUCUACCCCUGCAUAUCCGCUUUUGACUGCCACAUCGUCUGCUAGUAAGCCCCAGUCUCUCAAGACUGCCUUGGAACAAUCUGCUGUUGCUUUGGAGGACAGCCUUCGCGUUCUGAACAGUAGAUUGAUGACAUCAACGACCGAUUCUCUUUCCAUUGGUAACACUGCGGAUGCCAUCUCAAAAGUAGCGCACGCUCUCGCGGAAGUCAAAAAACUACAAGGGACAAUGUAG
Mycena indigotica is the source of this 855-nucleotide messenger RNA. RefSeq lists its product as uncharacterized. The transcript is spliced from 4 exons. Bases 1 to 855 code for a protein of 284 amino acids. Lineage: Eukaryota; Fungi; Basidiomycota; Agaricomycetes; Agaricales; Mycenaceae. The record is from RefSeq and is a predicted model, not a curated record.